Molecule: messenger RNA, 1410 nt
Organism: Rasamsonia emersonii CBS 393.64
Lineage: Eukaryota; Fungi; Ascomycota; Eurotiomycetes; Eurotiales; Trichocomaceae
Exons: 2
Coding region: 1-1410 (469 amino acids)
Source: RefSeq, a predicted model, not a curated record
AUGUCUCCCGCCGUCAUGCUGGCUGUCCUGACGGCCGUCGCCAACGUCCUGUUGUCCCUGGCCUUCUCAGAAGGUUGCACGAUCGCCUGGUGGGUCAAGAUGUUGCAAGGAGGAAAUAUCCGCGAUUGUCACUGGUACUGGGCACAUGGCUCAAGUGCAUUCGCAUCUGCGACGUCGGGGAGAUCCUUUAACAAAAUUGCCCUGGCGUGUAUAGCGACGGCCUUGGUUGUUAUCGACGGCCCUCUUCUGCAGCGAGCUUCCACCGUCGUCAGCCGAGUCACGACGAAACCAGUCACUUUCUCUGCCUGGAUGUCUCCCGAUCCGUUCCCUAGGGACUUCUCCGGCGUCUACAUGACCAGAUCGGGCAACAUCGACAUGCUGACGCCAAAUUUCGCAGAGGUCGUCCAGCUGUUCACCAGCCGAAGCGCGAUCCCUCUGAACUAUAGCGGCUGCGGCGCGACCUGCCGGGGAACCCUUGUUGGGCCGGGAUUCGACAUCAGCUGCACAUCAGACUCAGUGCCUUACCAGCUCACCGCGAGACCGGGCCACGAGUACUGGGUUGGCUACGCCGGUUUCACGUUCAACGGGGAAAUGGACAGUGGAUCCAUCGGGGCCCAAACCGUCUAUAAAGCGUCUCCCGGUGCUGUCGGCAGUCUCACUAGAGGGAAUUGCAAUCUGCAGAUCGCAACAGUCAGGUAUCCGGUCGAGCAUCCUCCUUUUCAGACCGCCGGUCUCGGGAUCUGGCCGUCCUCGAUCGGUGGAUUCCAGCUGGCUGCGCAGACCCUCUACGGCAGCAACGUGUCGCUCUAUUUUGACGGUAUCUAUGCCAUGGAGCCCGAGGGCCCGAUGGCCAUCAACUAUUUGAACUCAUCCUUCGACGACAUAGGCACCGCCAACAUGACCUGGGCGGACCCAACGCCGGAUAUUCUGUCAGGAAUCCGCGAGUUGGCCUUUCGUGCGGCCAUCUCCAAAUCGAACGCGUCCUUUUCGCAGCUGGUCAAUGGGACGGAGACCAUUGUUGAGACCAUCUACGUUUCCCAUUACAGAUGGCUCGCCCCCGCAGUCGCGGUGAUUCUUUUCGGCGGCUGCUGCAUCAUAACUCUCUUUCACGGGUGGUGGUAUCUUGGGCGACCGGUGUCGCUCAGCCCGGUGGAAGUCGCAAAGGCCUUUGGGGCGCCACUGUUGCAGGGGGGCGAUGGCAACGCCGAUGUCAGUGGGAUUCUGAGGACUUUUGGAGGGCGACCGGUUCGCUACGGCGAAGUGGCGGUCCGUGAAGAUCAGAAUCGAAGCACCAUGUGUAUGGCGGAUCCGACGAGUGAGACAUUUAUCGAUCAUUCUGGAUUGAAACUCGAGCUGGCCGAGCCAGAUCGUGUUACCUGGCCUCGGAGGGGAUUUGUAUACGAUGGAUGA